Molecule: messenger RNA, 222 nt
Organism: Cylicostephanus goldi
Lineage: Eukaryota; Metazoa; Nematoda; Chromadorea; Rhabditida; Strongylidae
Source: the annotation of a GenBank genome assembly
AUGCAUCUUGUGCAAGAGCGCCCACCGCAAGACUGUGGCGACAAGCGCGUCAUCUACUGCGAUGGUGGAGAUGGCCAACAUCCUGCACUGGGACAUCCUCGCAUUUUCAUAAAUCUCUUGAGAUCAGUUUUGCGCACGUUUUGGAUUUUUGGUAUGAUGCGUAUUCUAUCAAGUUCCGGUAAUCUCUGCAAGUUUGAUCCCUCCUUCGAUAAGAUAGCUUAG